UCAUUUCUAAAACUUGGAUCAACUUCAAAUUUGAAACUGCUCCCAAUUUUCACCGCUCACAUCUCCACUUUCUCUCUCCUCACACCAUUUUUCAUCUUCUCCAAAACCGCUUCACUCCCUCUCCUCCUCCACCACCACCACAGCCGUCGCAACUUCCACCACGACGUCGAAAUGUCAGGGAAAUUCAAGCGAAAAGGCGACGAUAACCACGCCUCCGACGCCGAUUCCGACGGAAACGCUCCUCCUAAGAAGUCUGUUAAAUCCAACGACGAUGAAGAUGGAAUUGUUGUUUGCGAGAUUUCGAAGAAUCGGAGGGUUUCUGUGAGGAGUUGGCAGGGGAAAGUUAUGGUUGAUAUUCGUGAGUUCUAUGUCAAGGAUGGCAAGCAAAUGCCUGGUCGCAAAGGUAUCUCUCUUACCAUGGAUCAGUGGAAGGUGCUUCGUGAGCAUGCUGAGGAGAUUGAUCAGGCUAUUACUGAGAAUUCGUAGGGCUGGAGAGCUGGGCUUUGUUGAUAUAGUUGAUGGAUGCUGGUUUUUGGGUUGUUACAUUUUGCUGACUAGGACUGCGGCAGUAGGUAUUACUGAUAUUUUCGGCUAGUAUUCUGUAUCUACGUAGGGUUAUUGGAUAACGUAAUCUGCAUAGCUUGGACUUGAAAGAACAAUCUUGUCUCAUGUCUGUGUCCACCUGUUUAUGGAUGCCUACAGACUAUUUUGUUAAAUUAGCAGUAUGUGCGUAUUAUGCUUAUUAACGGAAUACAUUCAUGAAGCAUGUCCUUAAUACGGAGUACACUACUUAAUUGUAACAAAAGUUGUUUC
Molecule: messenger RNA, 813 nt
Organism: Chenopodium quinoa (quinoa)
Lineage: Eukaryota; Viridiplantae; Streptophyta; Magnoliopsida; Caryophyllales; Amaranthaceae
Product: RNA polymerase II transcriptional coactivator KIWI-like
Exons: 4
Coding region: 172-486 (104 amino acids)
Biological process (GO): positive regulation of transcription initiation by RNA polymerase II
Cellular component (GO): transcription regulator complex; nucleus
Molecular function (GO): DNA binding; transcription coactivator activity
Source: RefSeq, a predicted model, not a curated record